AUGGCAAAAAAACGGAAGAGACCCGGCCGGCCCACUUCUCAGCCUCAAACAACCACUUCCCCCCGUCGUUUCACCCCUGCCGCACGAAACAGCUAUCCAACCCACCCCGUCAUCUCGCUGUACUACCGAGAUGUCUUCACCCUGCGCCAAUAUUUAUUACGCCGCUUGCCCCUUUCCUCAAAACUUCGCCGCCGACGCAUCGCCUCUCUAGGUGUUGCGUCGGACUCGGAAGCCACUAAUGAUCCCAUCUCCCACCCAUUGGUUGAUCUACUCGAUACCACUGUGGUCGGUGUGUUCAAGCAGCCCUCGCCGAAACUCGCCUCCGAACGCCAUCAGGCCUAUCGCGCCUUCACCCAGUCCCAAUCGCGCUCCAUUCUCGUGAGCACGGACACUGGGCCGGUCGCCCCCCAAUCUGAGCUCAUUGACUAUGUGAUAUCAAGCAUUUUCAGAGAUCAAUCUGCUUAUUUUGGUCCGCGGCAUGUGCUGGCGCAUGGCUUCCAACACGCGAGCGAGAUUUCGGUUGAUAGUGGUAUUCCUGGUGUAGCCAUCCAAUUCCGUAACCGAAAUGUUGAGGCAUUGAAGCAGACGCCAUGGGCGGAUGUUCUGGGACUGCUAGGUCGGAAUGGAGAGGAAAUUAUGAUCCAUCUUCUACUUGACUGCGGGAUCUUUGUUCCUUUGGAUGCGUCAAAGGGUAUUUUUUAUCAACUAAGCGGACUCCCAUUGUCGGGCUUAGAGAAAAUCGACCAUUUGACUUCGUCCACGGCCAAGAAACCAGCGGCAGUCCUCGGGUCGUCGAAAAUCAAGCAUCCAAGUCUCGGCGGUCGCGUCGAGAGACGCUCCCCAAAUACCAUAAUCUUCCUCCGUCGCCGUGUUCUUUAUUGUAGACUAGCCGGGGAUUCAAAGCAAAAGUUGCCCUUUGGGCUAGGAAGCAGUCAUGUUCUCAACCGCUUCUCAUCAUUGGAAUCGACCAAUGAGACGAUCCAUUUCAUGAAAUAUCUUUUCCCUCGACAAUUCGGCUUAGACAAUGUCCUCACUGUCUCGGGCGACCGCAAUAACAAAAGCCAACCACAAACUCAUGAGUUUCGUGAAAACGAAAUUUCUAAACACGACGAUGACCGGUACCAUCGGCUGUCGGGCCCUGGGCAGGGCCGUACACCUACAAGUACCAGAAAUCAACAAUCUUCAAAACUGCCUCGGCGCCUUCGAGGCCAAGCUCUAGCUUUGGCUCAAAAACUCCGAGUCCGCCAUAGUCGAUGUUCAUAUGGCGCGCUGCUUCAGCACUAUUGUCCGGUUGAUUCAAAUGGGCCUUGGAGACUUCCUGUCUGCCCUGAGGAUAAAGAGCCAGGAUCUUCUACCGAAGAAUCUUUGGUUACACAACCUCAGUCUAAAUCAUCGGCGACGACUAAACUUUCUGUCAAACUUGAACUCAAGAAUUUGACAUCCCAGCCAGGCGACACGAUUGGUCCGAAGAAUCAGGAUAAGAAAGAAAACUUUCAGUCACUGCAGCCGCCCAGGUCCAGUGUUACAGACUAUGCGACCCCUGCCGCUGCUGUCUCGGCCUUCUGUCGAGCUGUGCUGCAAAAGGUGUUGCCUCUACAGUUCUUCGGGGAUGGGGUUGAGGGCGAGUCAAAUCGCAGUAUUGUGCUGAAACAUGUUGAUGCAUUUAUCAAAAUGCGUCGGUAUGAGAAUAUCAGUCUGCAUUCCGUAUGCAAGAACAUCAAGGUCACCGCAAUACCCUGGAUGAUACCACCCAAGCUGCAAGGCCGACCUACCGAGACCAAGCAAAACGUUUCCCUGUCAGAUUUCCAGAAACGCACAGAACUAUUGCACGAGUUUGUGUACUAUGUCUUCGACUCAAUCGUCAUUCCCCUAAUUCGCACCAACUUCUACGUCACGGAGUCUCAAACCCACCGUAAUCGACUUUUCUUUUUUCGCCAUGACGUUUGGCGACAUUUGAGUGAACAACCUUUGGCAGAUCUAAAAGUGAAGACAUUUGAGAAGAUAGACCCAGACUCAGGCUCAGGUCAGCAAAGAAAACAGUAUCUUGGAUAUGGGUCACUUCGUCUACUCCCAAAGUCUACAGGCGUGCGGCCGAUCCUUAAUCUGGGAAAAAAGGUACUCCGAGAGUAUGUCAAGAAUGGGAAGAAACGGGCGUACUAUGUUUCCAUCAACAGAACCAUCACCCCAAUAUCUAAUAUGUUGAUGUACGAGCGCCAGCGAGAUCCCAGAAAGGUUGGGUCUUCUCUGAUAUCCAUGGGUGACUUGCAUCCGCGCCUCAAAGCUUUCAAAGAAAGGCUUAAUGGUCGUUCAUCCAUCUUGCACAACAAGCCCACCAUCUCGCAGAAGCUGUAUUUUGUGAAAUUGGAUAUUCAAGCCUGUUUCGACAACAUUCCCCAGAAGCGGCUUCUACGUCUCAUCACGGAUUUGGUUACAGAGGAAUCCUAUCGGAUCACCAAGCAUGUUGAAAUCAAGCCGUCUGUGAAUGGUGCCCAGGGCAAACCAUUUCGCAAAUGGGUAGGCCGUGCUGCGCCGCUGAAGCAACAACAACAUCUACCCGAUUACCUUGCUAGUGAGAAUCAAAUUCAAAAGCCAAACACAGUCUACGUCGAUGACAACGAACAAAAGAUCCAAGACGCUGACUGGCUAUUGAAUCUCCUUGGUCAACAUGUUCAAAACAACCUAGUCAAGAUCGGCAAAGAGUACUUUCGACAGCGAAACGGUAUUCCCCAAGGCUCCGUCUUGUCCAGUCUGCUUUGCAAUUUCUUCCUAGCCGACCUGGAACGCCAUUCCCUAGGCUUUCUGCAGCCUACAGACUCCCUCCUCAUGCGAUUCGUCGACGACUUUCUACUUGUCACUACGGAUGUCAAUCAAGCUAUGCAGUUCCUACACACCAUGCUCGACGUUGACCCAUCCUACAGCGUCGUAGUCAAUCCGUCCAAAAGCCUGGUCAAUUUCACAGCAUCAAUAGGCGGCACCCACAUCCCCCGCCUAGAAGGAUCAACCCGCUUCCCAUACCUAGGCUGUCUCAUCGACACGCACACCCUAGAAAUCCACCAAGACCAAGACCGCGCCCUGGAAGGCGGCGACCUCGCCGCUACCGCCCUUUCAAACUCCCUGACAGUCGAGACGAGCGCUCUACCGGGUCACACUCUAAGACGAAAAGUCCUCGCUUCUUUCCGACAGCAGAUGCACCCCAUGUUCAUCGACGACACGCAUAACUCCCGCUCCGUCGUCCUUGGAAAUCUAUAUUCGCGCUUUGUCACGGUCGCUAUGAAAAUGUAUCGCUAUAUGAAAUCUCUACAGGGUCGGUCUCAUCCCAAACCACCCAUCAUCAUCCAAACCAUUCACACCCUCAUGCUGCGGGCCAUUGCAAUGAUUGAGGAGCGCCGGUCGUCCUCUGGAUCAACGACAACCGGGACCACAGCACUGUCCUGCUUUGUCACGUUCUCGCAGGUGAGGUUUCUCGCGGCGUCUGCUUUUCGCUUUGUCUUGAAGCGGAAACAGACUCGAUACGGGGCUGUGCUGAAGUGGUUAGACGCGCAGUGGAGGGAUUCGAGGCCGGUUACGGAUCGGGAGGCUGUUAAGAUGGCGCUCGUUGUUCAGAGGGGCAAUGCUUUGUUUGAAGAAUGGCGCUUCUAG
This is a messenger RNA of Penicillium manginii, 3639 nucleotides long. RefSeq names its product telomerase reverse transcriptase. NCBI's taxonomy places the organism in Eukaryota, Fungi, Ascomycota, Eurotiomycetes, Eurotiales, Aspergillaceae. The transcript has 5 exons. Gene Ontology annotation, cellular component: telomerase catalytic core complex. Bases 1 to 3639 code for a protein of 1212 amino acids. Gene Ontology annotation, biological process: telomere maintenance via telomerase. Gene Ontology annotation, molecular function: telomeric repeat DNA binding; telomerase RNA binding. The record is from RefSeq and is a predicted model, not a curated record.